Symbiodinium necroappetens is the source of this 2079-nucleotide messenger RNA. The record is from the annotation of a GenBank genome assembly. NCBI's taxonomy places the organism in Eukaryota, Dinophyceae, Suessiales, Symbiodiniaceae.
AUGAGCGCGGAGCUCUACGACAUUUUUGCAAAGCGGGCUGGACCGCUGGCAAUCGACUUGGCGCCAUGGUCUCUCGCCAUGAAUCCCGAGGACAGUCAGCGAGCGGCAGCACUAGAGGAGGUUCGGCAGGUUUGGGGGGGUGCGAGCGUGCCCCUUGCUUCGAACUCCAUGACGUCGGUCAUGGACACAGCGCCGGAGGGACGGCGCGGAGCAGCGGAGGCGCUGGACGACCGCCAGCCGAAGUGGCCCAAGCCGGCGAUGAAGGGACGUCCCGGCAAGGGCAACACAGGGAGCUGGUGGACGAAAGACUGGGGCAAGGAAUGGGAGAAGGACCAGGCUGCCCAGAGCUCCGGCCUCGAUCGCCCGACAACCGUGCUGUUGCAGGCCCUCACCAAGAUGGCUCUUCGGCACGAGGAAGAGUUGUCGAGGACACGUGCCGAUACGAAUUUCAUGCUGUUCGUCGACGUGGAUGGCGAACACAGCGUGCUCCCCACCCUUCAGAUGACUGCAGCCAACUGGCAAGAAGCUUUCAGUGCUGGCCGAGUGACCACUUCCCUGAGGAUUGUACUGUUCCUGGGGAUGAUGCAGCAGCUGCAGACAAAGCUCCAGGAGCUACUCCAGAAUCAGGAACAGCUCGAUCGCCUGAUGGCUGUGGGCUGGUUGCAGCAGGGGGCGACAGCAUUGACACCUGUAUGGAAUUACUACAGGUGGGAUGCAGCCACCCAGACCCAGGUGGUUUCGGACCAGCAGCCGCUGUCGCACGACAGUGUGCUCCAGUGCGUGGAUGUGUUGCUCAAGACAGCCUGCAACCCGCUGGUUCUGCUUCGCUUCCGGGCGGCCAAGGAGCUGGAGGAUCCGACCGGAGACGUGAUACCGUUCCUGGUCUCGGUGUCUCUUCGGGGGCAGCAGGCGCAGGAUUGCUUCACUGCCCUUCAGACUCUUUCGCACAACGGCGUCUUGAAGCUUUUGAGUUUGCGUUUGCGGCCAGAAAGGCUCCGCAAGGGUCCAAUGGCGGAGGCGGUCGAGGAAGCCUACCUGGCCACGCCUUGGACAGCUUUUCAAUGGAUUGGGGCACUGCUUGGAGCAAGGGAGCUCUGCUAUGGUGCUGCCGAGGCUGCCAUGCGCUUGGCUGUGUCGACUGCUCUGGCACAUGCGCAUUUGCAUGCUAAUGCCGAUCAUCCUCAGCUUCACUUGUGCCUAGAAAGUGGAGCCAGCAUGGCGGUACAGCUUGAGCUGCCUAGCCACAUGUACUUUGCUGCGCUAGAGGAAAGUCUCCUCCUCGAGGCCUUGCGAACCUUACAUGGUGGCUUCAAUGCUGCUCCACUUCCCUCUGAUCUCACCAUGGCGGCGCGAAAUGACAUCGCGGCCUUUGCACAGCGAGUGCUCGCGCCCCCUGCCUUCGCCGCCUUUCUUCACUAUGCAGAGCAGCUUUCGGUUUCCAUCAAGGGUGAGACGCGCUGCUCGUUCCCACCGCUGCCUCGUGCUGCGGGUGGUGCUGGUACCGAGGCGGAGGCCUGUGCGGAAGCUUUCCUUUUGGAGGGAUCUGGAGUGCUUUGGUCAGCUGCACGUAUGGUGGUCAAUCAGUUGAACUGCUAUGUUGACAAGCGGCCGCAUGGCAAUGGCCACACCUUUUCCUUGGGUGCUUUCAAUAAAGGUGGCUUGCUUGGGAUACACAAGCACACCACCCAUCAUCAGGCAGUCUGCACCCUCCUCAACGCCCUGGUGCGCUCAAUGGCUGCAGGUCAUGUCUGGACCACUUUAGUGGUUAACUACGAUAACCAUACAGCACCGCACUACGACCGAGGUAACAGUGAGCACAAUCCAAGUUUGCUGGUUGGGAUUUCGCAUCAUGAUUCUGGGGAACUCUGGAUUGAACGCCCAGGGGGAAGGGACUAUCAGCUCGUGGACGGUGAUUUGUUGGCAGGUGACUUGCACCCCACCAGCGCCUGUGGGCUCCUGUUCAAUGGCUCCAAGCAAUGCCAUGCUACAUGUCAGUGGACCGGGCGGCGCAUGACAAUCAUUGCCUACGCCAUUCGUUGCCAUGAGCUACUGCUGAGCGGCACGCGAGCCUACCUUGAG